This is a messenger RNA of Aureobasidium musti, 729 nucleotides long. NCBI's taxonomy places the organism in Eukaryota, Fungi, Ascomycota, Dothideomycetes, Dothideales, Saccotheciaceae. The record is from the annotation of a GenBank genome assembly.
AUGCACAUCAAAGACAGGCUUUUCGUCAUCUCCGGCGGUUCAUCUGGUCUGGGUCUUGCCACAGCCCGCAAUCUCCAUGAGAAAGGAGGUUAUAUUGUCAUUCUUGAUCUCAAUGUCGAUUCUGGAGCCGAAGCAGUCAAGGAGCUUGGCUCUGAGAGAUCUCGUUUCUUCGAAGCUGAUGUCAGCGACACCGAGAGUAUUGCAAAAGCUGUGGAAGGAGUGUCAAAAUGGAUUCAAGAGACGGGAAAGCCUAUUGGUGGUAUCAUCAGCGCAGCUGGUGUAGGUAACCCCGGAAAGCCGCUCUCCUUGUCAUCCAUUGACUUUGUUUUGAACAUCAACCUUCGAGGCACUCUAGAUUUCGUCCGCCAACUACUCCCACUCAUGACCAAGAACAAGCCGACAGAGCCGGAUAAUGAGCGAGGAUGUGUCAUCUUGGUCAGUUCAUCAGCUGCCUACGAUGGACAGCCUGGACAGGGUGCAGUAAGGUCGAUGACACUGCCUAUGGCCCGUGAUCUUGCACCAUUCGGUAUUCGUGUUGUAACGAUCGCGCCUUCAUUGUUUGAGUCCAACAUGACGGCCAUGAUGAGCGACAAGGUUAGGAAAUCGCUUGAACGUGUCAUGGAAUUCCCCAAAAGGGCGGGCAAAGGCGAAGAGUUUGCUGAGUUGACGAGGCAUGCGAUCGAGAAUGUCAUGCUGAAUGGCGCUACGUUACGCCUAGAUGACAGGUAG